AGCCUUUCUCUUCUCAUGCAAACUUCUGCUUUCUCUGCACAGGGUCACUGCCAAGCUGGACUGAAACACACGCCUCAUCCCUGCUCGCUGUUGCAGGACGCUGCAAGCGCUGGUGCCGACAUGAUGCUGUGGGCCGUGCUGCUCUGCCUGGCCACGGUCCCCCUGGCCAGGGCCGAUAGCUGCAAGGGCUACACCGCCAUCCCGGGCAUUCCGGGUGCACCAGGACAGCCGGGCUCCAAUGGCAAAGAUGGAGUGGAUGGCCCGAAGGGAGAGAAAGGUGCCCCAGGGCGGGUGGAUGAUGAAAUGGAGCUGGGGGAGAAAGGAGAGCCGGGGAGCCCCGGACACCCCGGGAAAGUCGGCCCCAAAGGCCCCGUUGGCUCCAAGGGCUUUCCGGGCCCCAUGGGUCCUCCUGGGCCAGUGGGUGAAUCUGGGGACUUCAAGACCACGCUCAAAUCUGCAUUCUCAGCUGCCAGGACCAUUAGCAUGCUGCCACGCCGGGAGCAGCCCAUCCGCUUCGACCGCAUCAUCACCAACGAGAACGGGCACUACGAGAACAGGUACGGGCGGUUCACCUGCCGGAUCCCAGGCCUCUACUACUUCACCUACCACGUCACCUCCCGGGGCAACUUGUGCAUCAACAUCAAGAAGGGCCAGGGUACCAAGGGGGAGAAGGUGGUGACCUUCUGCGACUACGUUCACAACAUCUACCAGGUCACCACUGGGGGGGUGGUGCUGCGGUUGCAGGCAGACGAGUCCGUGUGGCUGGAGCCCACCGAGAAGAAUUCCCUGGUGGGGAUUGAAGGGGCUGACAGCAUCUUCUCCGGAUUCCUGCUCUUCCCCGAAGCCUAGCCGCCUGUGGACAGCGCCCCAACACUCACUCUCCCACGUGCUCCCCGCAUGUCACUCCCGAGCGCAACACGCUGGCACAAGCUUCCACGCUGCAGCCCGUUGAUACAUGAAGUGCUUUCCCCAGCAGCAGCGCCAGCUACCGCUCAGGGCACAGACCUUCUCUCGGUGCUGCCCGUCCCACCCCUGGUGCAGCGCCAGCUUCAGCCCUAACCAGCACGCAGCCCCCUGGCAGAGAACCCACAACAAGGGAGGCCCGGCCCCCGGAGACCCGUUCUGUGUCCCUGAAUCCCUGGCAAUAGCGUUCACAUAGCUUCUGCUGCCGCGGGAGGGAGACACAAACCCUCUAAAAUGAGCAAAGCACCAGCCCCCUCAGCACAGCUAAGAGUGAUGGUUGGCCCAGGGAAUCCCAGCCAAGUGGGGGUUCCUGUCACAGCAGUGGGGAUUCCCCAGCAUUAAUUCUAUAGCCAAGGCUUCUCAUGCCGGAGAAUCAUGGCAGCCCAGCCCCGAUAGACAAACAUUUGGGUGCAGUGGAGGUGCCUGCCAUCCUCUCCCAGGGGGAUGCCCGGCUGUGAGCCGCUGUGGUCUGCUCACUGCAGCACCCAUGCUGUGGGGCCGAUGGGGUCAGGCCAAAGGCCUUCGCCCCGGCCCCAGCCCCAGCUCCAGGGAGAUGAUCCGUCAGGAGCAAUCCGAGAUUUGCACUCUCCUUUCCAACGCAGCUGGAGCUGCUGGACUAGCCAGAGCCUGACACCCUGCGGCUGCCCUGCUCCAGCCUGUAGCAGGGAGGAGACCUCCAGCGAGGAUACCUGCAUCCUAGCCAGCCCCACUGCCUUCUCCGCUCCAGUGGCUGCUUGCUGUCCAUUGGGGCUAGUGCUUUCCAGGCCUGAGCAUGCUCACACGCAUUCAGGCCCUAAGCCAGGCCCGCAGAGCAGACACAGCCAAUAAACUUGAUGUCUGCUAUUGA
Dermochelys coriacea (leatherback sea turtle) is the source of this 1810-nucleotide messenger RNA. It is a transcript of the gene C1QB, whose product is annotated as complement C1q B chain. NCBI's taxonomy places the organism in Eukaryota, Metazoa, Chordata, Testudines, Dermochelyidae. Gene Ontology annotation, molecular function: protein binding. The record is from RefSeq and is a predicted model, not a curated record.